AUGUUCGGCGCAUUCAGAGCCACGAACGCCUUGUCAGGCGGUCUUCUAUGGAAGACGCCAUGGCGACUCUCGAAAUUCCAGAAGGCGCGACAGCGGGAGCGGCUGCGGGGCGUCGACGCCGUGGUGGCGACGCUGGACAAGGCGCUCGCCAAGAAGGGCGAGACGCUCAAGGCGCUCGAGGUCUGGAAGGACACCAUGCCCACCGAGGCCGAGAUGCUGCCCAAGGACAAGUACACCAUGUUCGACCGGAAGGAGAAGCGGUAUAGGAAGGGCAUUCACAAGCUGCCGAAGUGGACGAGGGUGUCGCAGAGACUCAACCCGCCUGGAUACUGA
Molecule: messenger RNA, 333 nt
Organism: Anthostomella pinea
Lineage: Eukaryota; Fungi; Ascomycota; Sordariomycetes; Xylariales; Xylariaceae
Source: the annotation of a GenBank genome assembly